AUCGCGCUAGGGGCCGAAUAUAGCUUUACGUAUUGAAACAUAAUCCAAAUCCACUGAGUACAGCCAUUCAGCAACGAUAUGGCUUCAUCCAGAAAUGCAACCACCCGCCAGUACGACCACGACAGUUGGGGCUGGGUAAUGGUGGCCACAGCGUUCACCUGCUGUUUGGUUCUCUAUGGUAACUUGAAGGCGCUGGGUGUCCUCCUCAUUCCGAUGACCAACGACCUGGCAAGCGACCUGUGGCUGGUCGGAUGGGUUGCAGUGUUGUACGAUAUUAUGCAUAAUUGUAUGGGGCCUGUUGUCGGAGCACUAAGUCGCUUGCUGGGCAGCCGUCCCAUGAUGGUGUUUGGUGGACUUCUCACUACGCUAGGCUUCAUGUUAACGUCAAUAUCAUCCAACGUUUUCGCUGUGGCUGUUUUUAUUGUUGGAUUAUCAGGUAUAGGGACUGCAUUUAGUACGUUCAUCAGCUUGGCACUCACGGCUUCGUACUUCAAGGACAAAUAUCCACUUGCCAAUGGACUAUCAACAAUGGGUGGUCCUAUUGGGAUGAUAGCUUACGGACCAGUUACGCAGUUGCUUCUGGGCACCUAUGGCUGGAGAGGAACCAUGCUCUUAGUGGGAGGUAUCUCGUUUCAUCUAGUGGCGUGUGCUAUGUUGGUGCGACUGGAUCCAUCUUCCUCCUCACCAGACAAUGAACAGUACCAAGAGGUUUCGGUAAACGAUGGGGACGAAAACCAGUCGGCGGGAGAAGUCAGAGAUUGUACUGAUGACAAAACUGAUAACUCAAAGAAGUGUUGCUGCGAUCCAGACCAUCGACAAUAUAGGACUGGAAUGUGUUGCCGAAACAUUGUGAAAGCAAUUGAUAUGGCUUUGCUGACAGAUGUCAGGUUUGUUUUGCUAACUUGUGCGAGAUGCACAGCCAAUUUUACCUAUAGUGCAUGGGUGGUUUACAUGGUGUCGCACGGGCAGUUUCAGGGCCUUAGUGAAAUUCAAGCUUCGUUUCUGCCCACUGCGUUCGGUGUUGGCAACGUUAUCGGAAAGUUGGUAUUGCCACUCCUGCAGCAGAUCGGCAUUAAACCGUCCAUGACAUUCUGGGCGUGUUUUGGGGCAGGUAUCGUCAGUGUAUCGUUCCUCCUUGACGCCUUCAUCAGACCUUUCAUCGGACAGUUAGCUCUUACUGGAUUCGUAGGCGUUGGUUACGGUGUGUUUUUUCAAGCCCUUGACGUCAUGGUACGGUUUCUUGUGAGUGAUCACCGGUUUGUUAGUGUCCUGGGAUGGCAAGGAAUGUUCGUUGGCGUUGCUGGGACACUCGGUGGAUUGAUAUCAGGAUGGAUUUACGAGUGGACGGGAGGUUUCAGUAUAGUUCUCUGCGUGUUUGCUGGAGUGACGUUGCUUUCUAUUCCCUUCUUCGUUACCGAAGCUCUAUACGCCAAGCGAAAGGCGCUCUAACAUGGAUCAUAUUCUAAAAAUUUUGGAUCCUAUAAUUUUCGUUUCUCUUGUCCCUGUUGCAUCCGUGUACGAUUUUGUUA
This is a messenger RNA of Patiria miniata (bat star), 1529 nucleotides long. RefSeq names its product monocarboxylate transporter 14-like. The record is from RefSeq and is a predicted model, not a curated record. Gene Ontology annotation, biological process: transmembrane transport; monocarboxylic acid transport. Lineage: Eukaryota; Metazoa; Echinodermata; Asteroidea; Valvatida; Asterinidae. Bases 79 to 1449 code for a protein of 456 amino acids. The transcript has 4 exons. Gene Ontology annotation, molecular function: monocarboxylic acid transmembrane transporter activity.